ACCCAAGUCCUAAAAGUUAAAAUUCAUCAUCUGCUACAAUUGCCACCAGAUCAACAUUAUGCCUCUAAACAUAUAUUUCUAUAUACAACAAAAGCUAGCCAAAGUUCAGAUCUUGAUUUUACUGAACUUUUGUCUUUUGCUUCUGAAAAAAUUCAAGAGUCCUUUGAGAGCUCUAAUGGAUAUAAGCCUGAUUUAGAUUUAUCAGAUUGUACUUCUGAAAGUUUUCAAGAAAUGGUUUUUGAAAGAAGCUUUGGUAAUUACAAUUUCAACAAAGAAGCCUUGUGCAUCUGGGCUGCUGAAAAAACACAGCUUUAUUGUUAUGAUUGGAAGAUGAAAAAAGUGAAUCCAAUGAAAAAAUCACUUUUGACUAGUAGAUUAAAAAGAAAGCCUGUACAAGAAUUCGGUUCUCCCACUUACUUUUUGUGCUUUGAAUAUGCAAGAUGA
Messenger RNA from Dentiscutata erythropus, 444 nucleotides. NCBI's taxonomy places the organism in Eukaryota, Fungi, Glomeromycota, Glomeromycetes, Diversisporales, Gigasporaceae. The record is from the annotation of a GenBank genome assembly.